Messenger RNA from Suricata suricatta (meerkat), 2967 nucleotides. RefSeq names its product transmembrane BAX inhibitor motif containing 4 (gene TMBIM4). Lineage: Eukaryota; Metazoa; Chordata; Mammalia; Carnivora; Herpestidae. The transcript has 7 exons. The record is from RefSeq and is a predicted model, not a curated record. Gene Ontology annotation, cellular component: membrane. Gene Ontology annotation, biological process: negative regulation of apoptotic process. Bases 78 to 794 code for a protein of 238 amino acids.
CCCGGAAGUGGGUUGUAGGCCGUUGAGUCCGGGUCCUGGGCCUCGCUGGGCGGGGUGGCUGGGCUUCUGCUACCGACAUGGCGGACCCCGACCCCCGGUACCCCUGCUCCUCUAUCGAGGACGACUUCAACUAUGGCAGCUGCGUGGCCUCUGCCAGUGUGCAUAUCCGAAUGGGCUUUUUAAGAAAAGUCUACAGCAUCCUUUUUCUCCAAGUUCUCUUAACUACAGUGACAUCUUCUUUUUUUAUAUACUUUGAAUCUAUACGGACAUUUGUACAUGAGAGUCCUGCCUUAAUUUUGGUGUUUGCCCUUGGAUCUUUGGGUUUGAUUUUAGCAUUGACCGUAAACAGACAUAAGCAUCCCCUUAACCUGUACCUGCUUUUUGGAUUUACACUAUUCGAAGCUCUGUCUGUGGCCUUUGUUGUUACUUUCUAUGACAUAUAUAUUGUUCUGCAAGCAUUUAUACUCACCACUGCCGUGUUUCUUGGUUUGACUGUAUAUACUCUCCAAUCUAAGAGAGACUUCAGCAAACUUGGAGCAGGACUGUUUGCUGUUUUGUGGAUUUUGUGCUUGUCAGGAAUCUUGAAGUUAUUUUUCUACAGUGAAACACUGGAGUUGGUCUUGGCUGCUGUAGGAGCCCUUCUUUUCUGCGGAUUCAUCAUCUAUGACACACACUCUCUGAUGCACAGGCUGUCACCAGAAGAGUAUGUAUUAGCUGCCAUCAGCCUCUACUUGGAUGUCAUCAAUCUAUUCCUGCACCUGUUGCGGGUUUUGGAAGCAGCUAAUAAAAAGUGAUUGAGAGGACUGUUUGGAAACUGAUUCAUUAAGGAGUAAAGUUUGAGAUAAAAUUAACUAGUAAAUACUUUUGUGACUUUAUGUAUAUGCUAUGUACUUCUGAGCCAUUACUAUAAUAUAGUAUAAUAUUAUAGUAUUGUAGAAUACUAUAGCAUAGUAUUAUACUAUAUUAUAGUAUAAUAGUAAUCUCCAUAUUACUGUUAUGAUAGUAAUUAUAAAUAUAUGUAACAUAUAUGAUAAUAAAUAUAUAAUUACCAGAUUAUAUACUAGUAAUGUAAAUCUCACUAUUCUUUAUGGUAUCUCAUUGCUAAAUCUUUGAUUUAGAAUCUCAUGUAGGAGAUACUAAAAAUCUGUUUUUCAAUUUUUUCCAUCCUAAAUUUGCCAUAUGUAGAUUGUUCAUCUGAAAUUCAAAAAUAAUUUCAUGAGUAGAUUAGACUAUCAAUUGAUGUGUCUAGUGACUUUAUCUAAAGUUUUCCUUAAUUAACAUUAGAAUUGAUUUUGAUUUUAAAAUACUUGUGUCCUUACCAUUAUAAAGUAUAAGUUUCCUUUUAUUAGGAACUUUUAAUGUUACUUAGAAAAGAAAAGGCAUAAACGAUAAAUCCUACAGAAUUAUUCAGCAUUAUAUUAAAAUUAUAUUAAAGUGUUAAUGACAUUUUGUUUAUAAAAUGUACUAAAAAUUAGAUGUCUUCUUGAAAAUCAGAUGUUUUGACAUAAAAUUUGACAUUAUUAGUUUAAGUACAGGUUUCAUUUAAAAAUUAUAGCGGUGUACCAGUAGCCAAGCAAACUUUGGCAGAUUCCUUUAUUAAGUUUGCUAGGGGGCUGUAACAGUGUACCACAGACUGGGUAGCUGAAACAGAAGAUGAUUUUCUCACAGUUCUGGAGAAGCUAGAAGUCUGAGAUCAUGCUUGGUUUCUUCUGCGGUCUCCCUCUUGGCUGGUAGAUGGUCAUCGUCCCAUGGUUUUACAUGCUUUUCUCUCUCUGUACUUUCCUGUGUCCAAAUUUCCUCUUCUUACAAGGACACAGGUAAUAUUGGAUUAGGGCCCACCCUUCUGGCCUCAUUUUGCUUUAUGUCUUUAAAGACUCUAUCUCCAAAUAUGGUCACAUUCUGAGGUACUAGGGGUUAGGGCCCUGUAAUAAUUUAGAGUGUUUGUAUCCUCCCCACCCUCCAUUCACAUCUGGAAACUUGAUGCCCAGGCUGAUGGUAUGAGGAGCUUGGACUUCUGGGACACGCUUAGGUCAUGAGGAUGGAUCUUUCAUGAAUGGGGAUAGUACACUUAACAAAAGUGACCCCACAGAGGUUUUCUCACCCUUUCUGUCACAUGAGGUAACAGUGAAAAGACACAAUCAAUGAACCAGGGAAAUGGCCUUUAACCAGACACGACUGAAUCUGCCAGCACCUGUGAAAAAUAGCAUUUCUGUUGUUUCUAACUACCCAGUCUCUAGUAUUUUGUUAUGGCAGCUCAAGUAGACUAAGAUAGAUAUGAGUUUUGGGGGAUGUAACCUAGCCCAUAAUCUCCACGAAACAUCAUUUCCCAGCUAUUAAGUUGAAAUAAAUUAAUAAUACAGAUUUAGCUUCUGGUGAGUUUUAGAUGUAAAUUUGACUCCCAUCAUUAUCACCUAAUUGUUGACUACCCAAUCACAUGAUGCUCUCCUCAAGUUUAACAUAGUGUUGUGGGUAAGAGCAUUGAAAUUGGAAUCUUUGCUAUGCGACCAACUGAUGUGAUUUUUGACAAUUGAAUUAUUCUUUCUUAUUUAGCUCUUUAUCUCAUCCUUCUAAUGGGAGUAAUAAUACCUAUCUUAUUGGGUUGUCACAAGGAUUAAAUGAGAUGGAUAUAUCAUAUAAGUGCUUAUUUAAUGUCAGCUAUUAUUGAUAUUUAUUAUUGGCCAUCCAAAGAGAGAAUGUAAUGAAUUGUGACUAAAGAUACUAAAGAAGCAAAAAGAGAUUUGACAUUUAAAAAAAGUAAAACAAUGUCAUUCUUUUCAGUGAUUUAUUUUAAACAUAAUGUCAAUAUGUAAUUCAUUUAUCUUUUUUAAGUGACAAAUGUAAGAAAUGGUUUUGAUUUCUGAUAUGAUAAAUGUUCAAUUUCUAAGAGUGUGAAGAGAUCACAAGACCAAGAAGUUUGAAAACCACUGAUGUAGACUGUAUUUCAUAAACGAACUGUAGUUAUUCAUA